Messenger RNA from Entrophospora sp. SA101, 720 nucleotides. The record is from the annotation of a GenBank genome assembly. Lineage: Eukaryota; Fungi; Glomeromycota; Glomeromycetes; Entrophosporales; Entrophosporaceae.
AUGGGGAUGAGAAUAGAAGAUUUAAUUCCGCAUGUUGGUGGCUAUUAUAGUAAUGCUAAUCUAAGUUACAUGACCAAUGUAAUGUACUCGGAAACAACUUUACCUGAUUUAGUUGCCUUAGAAGUCAAUAAAUUGAUAGUUUCUAAUCAAAUUUCAGGAAUUUUAAAGGAAUUGACUGAAGGUUCAAAAAAAAGUUUUUUGACAACUCUAUUAAAUUUCGAACAUGUUCAGACUAGUGAAUUAGCACUAACAACAAUGCGAUUACGUAUUAAGCACUCCAAUGCUAAAUUAAAUUGGAGCGAGGUACAUGUGGCAUUGACAGGAAGAAGUUCUGCACUCGAACAUGAUAGAAUAUAUGGUUUGCUUGGGCUUUUUCCGCAAACUAACAUAGAAAUUAAUUAUAGUAAAGAUAAGUUUGUUGUAACUGAAGAAUUCUUUCGUUCAUUGAUAAGAAACGGAGACAUAACAACAACGGCGUUUUGUGGCAGGAACGGCAAAGGUUUGGUGAACAAUAAUGCAAAGGCAUCUCUAAUAAGUAAUAUAAUUCCAAUACCUUGCACUUUUGGUUUUGCUAGGAAGGGUUCAAAAUAUGCCGAGAGAGAAGUGUGGGAUGAAUUAUUGCAGUUAAUAGAAAAUAAAGUUAUCACUAUACUUGAGUUAGCCGAAUCAUUAGGAAUAAUAGAAGAAGUAGACAAAUUGCCUAAGAGUUAUGUUGACUGA